This is a messenger RNA of Humulus lupulus (European hop), 2549 nucleotides long. Its product is annotated as E3 ubiquitin protein ligase RIN2-like. Lineage: Eukaryota; Viridiplantae; Streptophyta; Magnoliopsida; Rosales; Cannabaceae. The transcript is spliced from 13 exons. Bases 381 to 2138 code for a protein of 585 amino acids. The record is from RefSeq and is a predicted model, not a curated record. Gene Ontology annotation, molecular function: ubiquitin binding; ubiquitin protein ligase activity. Gene Ontology annotation, biological process: protein ubiquitination; positive regulation of plant-type hypersensitive response; ubiquitin-dependent protein catabolic process. Gene Ontology annotation, cellular component: ubiquitin ligase complex; cytosol; plasma membrane.
UUAUGCCGUGACGACGCGACGGGUAUAUUGCUCAUUUCUUUCCCGGAAAAUCCACUCAUUAUUUAUUAAUAUCUAAUUCGUUUUUUUUAAAUAAAUAAAUAAAAUUCUCUUUUCUCUCUCUUCUGAAAAAUUGUGAGUCCUAUCAAAAUUGCAGAAACCCCACCGACGCUACCUUAGCUUUGUAUUCGAUCGAUUCAGUUUUUUUAUUUUAUAACUGGGGAAGCUGCCGUUGCAAAUGGCUGUUCAAAAUUUGGGUGGGGUUUAACUAUAUAGUUUGUUCCAAUGGCUAAAUUGAUGGGAGAAUGUUUAUGCUAGUGAUAACCAGUUCUGAUGAAACUUUUGGAGCUGGGAUUUACUGAAGAGGCUGAAUUUUUAUACCAAUGGGUUCGAGCUAUAUAGCCAUCUCGGCGCUCUGUACAGUGUUAAGCUUUGUUGGUCUCCAUUGGUGGACCGAAUCAUCUUUAGUCAGAUUGAAACCUGACGGACUAAUUAGUGAGAAUUAUACCUCUGCUGGGAACGACAACCAUGUAGUUGAUUUACUUUUGGGAUCAUAUACAACGGUUGCGCUGCUUGCUAAUUUUGUGCUCAAUGUAUUCGUUUUACUUAUUCUACUUCUAAAGACUAUAUUCUUUGUGGAGUUGUAUCCUUCUGAAUCUCGAAAGUUGGUGGAACGUCUUGUUAACUAUGUAAUAUAUAAGGGGACAUUUCUUCCACUCGUUGUUCAACCCACAAUAUAUCAUGCAAGCUUGUGGUCAAUUUGGUUGAUUGUUCUUUGUUGUCUAAAGAUGUUUCAAGCUUUGGCUAGAGACCGUCUUGAAAGACUAAAUGCAUCUCCAUCUGCAACACCAAUGACAUAUUUCCGUGUGUAUUCAGUAUUGUUGUUGGUUUUCUUUGUUGACGUCCUCUGGAUACAGCUCUGUCUGGUAAUAUAUAGAACUUUGAAUAUGUCAGUGUUUCUGCUGUUAUUGUUUGAGCCUCUCAGCAUUGCAUUUGAGACUCUUCAGGCUAUUUUGGUGCAUGGGUUUCAGUUACUUGAUAUUUGGAUCCAUCAUUCAGCAUGGAGUAGCUCAAAUUGUCAUAGAUUUAAAAUAUUUAACACAUCAGCAGCAGGUUCGUUGCUAGAAUGGAAGUGUGUACUCACUCGGAAUUUGGGAUUUUUUUUGGACAUGGCAACAUUGUUAAUGGCGCUUGGUCAUUAUUUGCAUAUAUGGUGGCUACAUGGCAUGGCAUUCCACGUGGUGGAUGUAGCCCUUUUCUUAAACAUCCGUGCCUUGCUAAGUGCAAUUGUAAAGCGUGUAAAAGGAUUUAGAAAGCUGAGAAGUGCUUUAGGUGCUCUUCAUGCAGCACUUCCAGAUGCAACGCCUGAAGAGCUCCGAGCAUAUGAUGAUGAAUGUGCCAUUUGUAGGGAACCUAUGGCUAAGGCGAAAAAGCUACACUGCAGCCACCUUUUUCAUCUUGCAUGUUUGAGAUCUUGGUUGGAUCAAGGUCUAAAUGAGAUUUACGCAUGUCCAACUUGUCGAAAGCCACUUUUUGUCGUUAGAUCUGAAGAAAGAUCUCAAGAUGAGGCAAAUCCAAGUAAUGCAGACAUUUUGAGUGAUGAACAGCUUGCUCGUCAAAUAAGUUCAGGACUUGAUAGACAAAAUACUGCUGGAAAUAUCCUACCCAAUCAGAUACAGAAUCAUACAGAAGGCGGUCCUUGGAGGAAUGCAGGAUUAGAUUCAAGUUGGUUGCACACUUGGCCAAAUCAGGGAAUUGAUGGAGCUGGUCCAUCUAAUGCUAUUAGAUCAGUGGGUUUGGGGAGAGUUCAGAUGAUGAUGAGGCAUCUUGCUUCUGUCGGAGAAACUUAUGCCCAGACUGCUCUUGAAGAUACUACCUGGAACCUGUGGCCUAUGAAUCCCUCUCAGGCUGCCCCAACGGUCCCACCAAUUCCUCCUGCUGCAGGUGGUAGAAACCCCAGAGGAACUGGAGGUUUACAUAUCAGGACUGCCUCACGUGCAAAUGACAACCUAGCAAACAUACUUGCCAUGGCUGAGACUGUGCGGGAGGUUUUGCCUCACAUCCCAGAUGACAUAAUUUUCCAGGAUUUGCAGCGAACAAAUUCUGCGACGGUUACUGUGAAUAACCUUCUCCAAAUGUGACCAGACCAGGCACAUAUUGUUAGAAGGAAGGAGCUUUGGAAGUCGCCAAGUACUUCAGUAGGUUUGGUUACUACAGGCCUCUCUCCCUUUGCCCUCGUUUUCCAUUUUCUUUUUUAUUUUCCUCUACUCAUAUUGUUGAGCUUCAUUCACUGUAUAUAUAGGCAGCUCACUAAUUUUAUGUACCAAAAGAAACGGGAAAAGAUACGACAGUAUAGCUCUCUUUUGUACCACCAGGUGCUGUGAAAAAUAAAUAUUAAAUGUAUCAUUUAACAUAAUGUAAAGUCCCAAUUUGCAGGCUGGAUCUGAUACGCCAACAUGUUCUACUCUUAGCAAGUUGGCAAAGGAAAUCUAGCUUGUUUCAUUUGAAUGGAUUGCAUGUUUUAAUGUAAAUUUUACAAGUUCUUGUUUGAA